AAAAGAGGUUUGAGGCGGUCGCGGUCAUUCCAAUGGAGGUUGUGGCAGGCCUGGAGAUUUUCACAACAUUCCCGGGGCGACGCCUCGUACUCGCGCACGGCGCUCUAUGAGCUGCUCGACGUCCCCACCACGGCCACGCAGGCGCAGAUCAAGGCCGCCUACUACCGGCAGAGCUUCCUCUACCACCCGGACCGCGACUCGGGGAGCGCCGAGGCCGCCGAGCGCUAGCGCAUCUCCCAGGCCUACGUGGUGCUGGGCAGUGCCACCCUCCGUCGCAAGUAUGACCGCGGUCUGCUCAUUGACGAGGACCUGCGCGGACCUGGCGUCAAGCCCUCCAAGAUGCCCACACGGGACGCCGGCUUUCCCCGUCCCCCGCCGGCCGCCUCUCGGGCCGGAUACGGCGCUCCGGGCGCUAACCGCACCAUUUUCGACUUCGACGCCUUCUACCAGGCGCACUACGGAGAACAGCUGGAGCGGGAACGGCGCCUGAGGGCCCGGCGGGAGGCCCUUCGCAAGCAGCAGGAGGACCGGGCCAACAAAGGCUUGCAGUGGGACCAGAUCCGAGACUCUGCUUUCAUUGUCGUUUUCCUCACAAUCUUUGCUGUCUUCGGCUUUCUUUCGUAUUUAAUCAGAGAAAGCAGGGAAGGGGAGCUUCCCCAGCCAGCCCUGAGUAAACGGCCUUUCACGUCUUCUGAACCCUUGGCCUGCGUUUGUCUACCUCUACUGGGGUCUGAAGGAACGCCCUGCCCUCCCCGACCUGCCCAGCUUAGCCCGUGACCUGCACGUCCCUCCCCUACU
This is a messenger RNA of Microcebus murinus (gray mouse lemur), 798 nucleotides long. Its product is annotated as dnaJ homolog subfamily C member 30, mitochondrial-like. The record is from RefSeq and is a predicted model, not a curated record. Lineage: Eukaryota; Metazoa; Chordata; Mammalia; Primates; Cheirogaleidae.